AUGGCAAAGCUCGUAGUCCUCCUAUCUGCCUUCGCACUCCUCCUCCUGGUGGCCAACGCCUCCACCUAACGCGCUACUGUUGAGGUUGAAGAAGACUCAAGCCGUGGGCAGAGUUGCCAACAGCAGUUCGAACAGCAGGAGCGAUUCAGGCACUGCCAAAGGUACGUGCAACAGGAGAUCCAGGGGAGCCAAGGUGGACGCUGGAACCAGAGACAAAAAUGCUUCAAGCAAUGUUGUCAGGAGUUGCAGGAAGUAGACAGACGGUGCAGGUGCCAGAACCUAGAGCAAAUGGUGAGGCACCAGCAGCAACAGGGACAGUUCAGAGGUGAGGAUGUUCAGGAACUUUAUGAAACAGCCAGUGAAUUGCCUAGCAUGUGUAACAUUUCACCCAGCCAGGGCUGUCAGUUCCGUUCACCCUAUUAG
This is a messenger RNA of Pistacia vera, 423 nucleotides long. Its product is annotated as 2S albumin-like. The transcript has a single exon. Gene Ontology annotation, molecular function: nutrient reservoir activity. The record is from RefSeq and is a predicted model, not a curated record. NCBI's taxonomy places the organism in Eukaryota, Viridiplantae, Streptophyta, Magnoliopsida, Sapindales, Anacardiaceae.